Molecule: messenger RNA, 1372 nt
Organism: Daktulosphaira vitifoliae (grape phylloxera)
Lineage: Eukaryota; Metazoa; Arthropoda; Insecta; Hemiptera; Phylloxeridae
Gene: EMC8-9
Product: ER membrane protein complex subunit 8/9 homolog
Exons: 4
Coding region: 144-773 (209 amino acids)
Cellular component (GO): EMC complex
Source: RefSeq, a predicted model, not a curated record
GAUAACACAAGUUUUAUUUCAACUUGUAAUCAAUGUAAAAUUAUUUAUUUUUACUCAAAGUAAUAUCGAUUAACAUAUUCAUUAACAUUUAUUAGUUAAUUCUUAUUUAAAUUAAAAUUGUUUUUACUAUAAUAAUAUUCACAAUGUCAAAAGUUUCGUUUUCAACAUUGGCAUAUUGUAAAAUUGUUGGGCAUGCUGCUAAAUAUCCACAUUGUGAAGUAAAUGGUUUACUAAUUGCCGAAUCCUCAAAUAAAGGUGACAAUUUGAUUAUUGUUGAUUCAGUUCCUCUGUUUCAUCAAUGCCUACAUGUAUCGCCCAUGUCUGAAAUAGCACUUACACAAAUUGAUCAAAUAGCCAGUUCAUGUAAUAUGUAUAUUGCUGGAUAUUAUUUAGCCAAUGAAACUCUAGAUGACUUGAGUCAUGAUAAGCCAGCUCAUAAAAUAAUUGAUAAAAUAGCCGAAUAUGAAUCAGGUGUCUGUUUAGUUGUUAUUAAUAAUAGAUUGAUUGGAAUAAAUCAGAAAGAAAGUGCUCUUAUUGUACACAGACAAGAAGAGGGGAAAUGGAAACGUCAUAAUGGACAAGUUGAUAAUGGAACUUUAGAAGCUGCAUCAGCGGUGCUUCAGCAGCAAUUGUAUACCAAUUUAAUAGACUUUGACAAUCAUUUAGACAACUUGUCUAAAGAUUGGCUUAACUUAGAAUUUGCCAGUUCAAUAGAGAAAUUGUGUGGACAAGAAAAUGAAAAAAAAUUGGCUAUUAAUGAAUUAAUAUCUUGACAAUUGGAUUGGGAUGAGGGAAUGAAACAAAUAAAAUUUUAAAGUAUUCAUUUCAAAUUUAGCUCUUUAAGUUAAUUAAAAACUAAAGAUUUAAUAAUGAUUUACAAUUAUUUUUUUUUUAUAAAAUUAGUGCUUUUUAUUAUAACUGUUAGUAGUUAUAACUAUAAUUAUUAAAUGUUAUUGUUUAUCAGCACAUAAUUUCUUAAUGUAUAACUUUUCUAUUUGUAAAGAAUAAUUUAUAGUUAAAUUUUCAUAUUUCAAUUUCUAAAAUGAAUGCAUUUUAAUGUUCUUUUAAAAAAUAUUUACUUCUUUAGUAUGAGUGUGCUGUAAGUUAGAUACGAAUAAUAAAAGCUAACACGAGCUAGGGCUUAUUACUCAUAAUUUUCAUUGUCAAAAAUAUACUAUGUAUUCUCAUGUAUUUAUAUGUAUUAUAUGUAUUUGUUGAGACAUGAAAUUUACCAAUUUAAAUCAUAAAUUGUAGUAAAGCAUUGAACUUUUUGCAUAUUUGUUUCCCAAAGUAAAUGUAAUUUAUUUUUUUAUUUAUGGGGUGUUAAAUUAUAAGUAACUAAUUAAAUUUUUUUGUAUUAAUUACCAAAUUA